AUGGCACCGUACGAGGCCUUGUAUGACAGAAGGUGUCGAACACCUUUGUGUUGGCAGCAGGAUGGGGAAGCUGUGAAACCCUACGCAUAUAAGAGGAGGAGACCACUCGAGUUUGAGGCUGGUGACCACAUAUUUCUCAGAGUUACACCUACAGCAGGUAUUGGGAGGGCAUUGAAGUCGAGGAAGUUGACCCCUCGAUUCAUCGGUUCGUACCAGAUUAUGAGACGAAUUGGACCGGUGGCGUAUGAGAUUGCAUUGCCACCUCACUUGGGAAACCUGCACAAUGUUUUCCACGUACCACAGUUGAGGAAGUACGUGGCGGAUCCUACUCAUGUGUUGGAGCAGGAUGAUGUUCAGGUGCGUGAGAACCUGACUCUUGGAGUUGGACCAGUGAGGAUUCUAGAUUCUCAAGUCAAACAGCUUAGAGGGAAGGAGAUUCGAACUGUGAAGGUUCUCUGGGACGAGGCAACCCAAGAGAUGACGUGGGAGAUGGAGGACCUCAUGAGGAAGUCUUAUCCUCAUCUCUUUACUGGGUUAAAGAAAAGCCUAGUAGAAUGGGCAGCCAAGGGGGCUGGGAAUUUAUCAAAUAAGUAA
This is a messenger RNA of Vigna unguiculata (cowpea), 594 nucleotides long. RefSeq lists its product as uncharacterized. The record is from RefSeq and is a predicted model, not a curated record. Lineage: Eukaryota; Viridiplantae; Streptophyta; Magnoliopsida; Fabales; Fabaceae.